This is a messenger RNA of Colias croceus (clouded yellow), 1564 nucleotides long. Its product is annotated as zinc finger protein 260-like. NCBI's taxonomy places the organism in Eukaryota, Metazoa, Arthropoda, Insecta, Lepidoptera, Pieridae. Bases 125 to 1135 code for a protein of 336 amino acids. The transcript has 6 exons. Gene Ontology annotation, molecular function: zinc ion binding. Gene Ontology annotation, cellular component: nucleus. The record is from RefSeq and is a predicted model, not a curated record.
GUGAUGAGCUGUGGUGAUGAGUUCGUUGUUGUGUUUACAAACAAAAGAUUUUUUUUAUAAAUAAUGACUAAAUUUUAGUAAUACAUUUUAAUCUUUAAUAUUAAAUUAACCUGGCCAGUAAAAAAUGACAGACAAUACCCAAAUGAGCAAGUUAGAAGAUUUAUGCAGACUUUGCCUGGAAGGACCAGGAUGUGUUGAUAUUUUCAAGACUUAUCUCUUACCGCAAAAUAUUCAGUCGUGUACAGGGGUCGAGGUUGAACAAACAGAUAAACUACCGAAAACAGUGUGCAAAACUUGCUUUGAUAUUGUUAAUAGAGCUCAUCGUCUUCGGUUAACAGCAGCAGCUAAUGACAAACAUUUAAAAGCUCUACUCAACACUAUAAAUUAUCUUGAAAAUAUAUCGCCACAACAAAAAGAGAAUUCUGCUGAAACCACUAGUACUGAAGGAAAUGUAUGCUUGAAGAAAGUUAAAAAAGAUGAUGAAACUAAGGAUUAUAACAAUGUCCGUUUAGAGCAGCAAUCAAAUGAACCACCAUCCAAAAUAAUCAGAGUUAGAUCAGAUUUAUUUGAAAAUAAGAACUUAUAUAUUCAGAAUAUUGGUGGUGUGGAACAAAUAACAGAUGCAAAAUCAAACAAUCAAUAUCUCAAUUCACAUAGAAAAAAACAUCUCCAUCACUACGAAGAAGAAUUCAACAAAUUCAGAAGAGAUAGCAACCUACAAUACAAGGAAAUGAGAAGAAAUAGCACGCUACCACCAAAAACAGUACAAGAAUCCAAAUCUCCAAAAGUAUCGAAAGAAUCUGAGGAAGACGACCCACUUGAGUGCAAAACAUGUGGUAAAACGUUCCUAACACGAAAAAAGCUGUACCUACACGAUCGUCUACAUAAUAAAACACACGAAUGCACUAUAAAGGACUGUGGAAAGAAGUUUGCAACAAAAGGAGACCUACAAAAACACAUCAGAACACACACAGGUGAAAAACCAUACAUGUGCUGUAUAUGCAAGAAGCAGUUUGCUCAAGGUGGCACUUUGAAAACUCAUUUGGAAACUGUUCAUAAAGUGUGUAAGGUAGAAAUAUCAGCACCAUUUGGUGAAGGUAGUGUUGAAGCAUCAAUCUUUCAAGUGAUAGGUUGAUUAUAUUAUUUACGUGAACAUAUUUAGGGUGCUUUUCCAUCAAUAAUUUGCGAGAAUGUGUUUGUAAAUAACCAAUUAUAUCUCCUCAUUUAUAUUUAAACUUUGAAGCAUUUAGCGUUCAAAGCAAUAUGAUUUGUUAUUUACAAACACAUCCCUUGCUACACAUCCUCGCACAUAUGUGGUGGAAAUGCAGCCUGUAAGUUUUUACGCAAUAGGAAUAUAUCUAAAGAACAUAAAUGUACAUAAUCUUUUUAAUGUAAUUAAUUAAUAUUAAUUAAUUAAUAUUACAUACAAUAGAAACAUAAAUACAAUAGGAUUUAGAAUGAGGAAAACAUGUUAUUUUAGUAUGUUUUUGUGUAGUGCCUAUGAUACAUACUACGUAUAUAAAAAUGUAUGUGUAACACAGAAAUAAAAAAUCAAUAUAAGUAA